This is a messenger RNA of Colletotrichum chrysophilum, 807 nucleotides long. RefSeq lists its product as uncharacterized. The coding region runs from base 1 to 807 and encodes 268 amino acids. The record is from RefSeq and is a predicted model, not a curated record. The transcript has a single exon. NCBI's taxonomy places the organism in Eukaryota, Fungi, Ascomycota, Sordariomycetes, Glomerellales, Glomerellaceae.
AUGGCCUUCCAAGCAGACAUAUCUGCCACAGAGCAACCCAAAGAUCCCAUGAUACUUGCCUCCUACGACGACCUUACCGAUCACGAAAAGCGCAGUUGCGACCCCAUCAUCACCCACAUCCUUACUAUCAACCGGACAGGCAAGGUCCUUGACGAUUCAACUCGCGCAGCCUUCUGGGAAGCCGUCUUCCAUCGCUGGACAACGUCUCCUGCCGCACACAACUACCUCCCUCGCCCUCGUCCUCAACAAGAUAAUGGCACUCCAGUAGCGACCCUUAUCCGCGACGUACCUUCCCAAGAAGGCUCAAAGAAACAUGUCAUCGCCGAGAACGAGCCACCACCUGCAUCCUCAAUUCCAAAAGAGCGUCGCCAAGGUGCGACUGUCUGGCUUCAGCCCCUUCCCAACUUCGUCGCGAACCAGAUCAAAUAUAAGUGGACAGACAGCAACAACAAGAACAUCGGCGGGGCAAAGGCAAUGACACUUACGUAUAAAACGUUGCAAGAGGCUAAAGUUGAGGCGAUCAUCAAACGCGACCAGAAGGAACUCGACAGGGUGGGCCGCCUUAACAUCGACGUCGCCGUCUACUACGCCCGGGAACAGCUCCUCAACCAUCUCAAGCUGAACCGUCGCGACGGAAGUCGAAAGGGCCACAAACGCUGCAAGGCUUGCAAGAUGCGCGAGGUGUCGGGCAUGAAGGAGUUUCAAGAGAUCCGCCUCUGCGGGGACUUUAUUGCGGCUCACCAGGAUCUCUCGGCUGGGUACUUUGCGCACGAGAAGCAGCCUCUUGUCGGCCCAUAUUUCAUGUAG